CUCUAUGCCUCUCUAUAGCGUCUAUAGCUAUCUAGUUCUCACUCUUCGAGUGUCAGGUGAAUUUUAAAUAGUAUUUCUCUACGAGUGCGAUGGUCAUGAUGAUAAAUAUGUAUAUCUCAAUGUGAACGUGAUACUGUAUUCAUUUGCGUUCACACAACAUCAAUACACAGAAUCAUCAAUAAAAAGACUAAAUAUCAGAAAUAUACAAUGUCGGUCGUCAAGGACAAUAUGGAUGAUGACUUGGACUCGCUUCUGUUCGUCGAAGAAAAGUUCCACAGAGAGGGAUUUCAAGAAGGUCUAAACUUUGGGCGAGAAGCCGCCGGACAAGAAGCUCAUAUGUACGGUAUGGCCAAAGGUGAUCAACUGGCGUCUGAACUGGGGUUCUACCGUGGGUUUGCUUCGAUGUGGGGUGCCUUAUUGAACGAGGGGGAAGCAUGCGGAAACUCAUCACCAAUGCCACGAGCAGGUAAAGUGCUGACAGCAUUCCAAGCCCAGUUGGAUGAGAUCGACACUACAAUCGCGAUCACGCCACACAAUACGGACCUUCCUAAACUAUUUGCGAGACUGCGUACAAAGUUCCGACAAUGUACCACGUUAUUAAAAGUGGACCAGAAUCAUAGAAGUGCAGCGCCUCCGCACUUCAUACGCUUGGCGGAUGACGCCGGAUAUUAGUUUUCCGAUUGAAGAUCGAUGGCUCGCUCACACACGUACUUUUAAGCGCUUCCUUUAGAGAGGCGUUAGGUGUGCUGUUAAGAGUUGUUGUAUGCCAAAAAAAAUCAACAAAAAUAGUUUAGUCAAGCAAGUUAACGUUUGGGACACGGUGUAGGCUUUUCAAGUGAGAAGAAAAUUCUGUCACUAGUGUUCUCGACUGUCAUAUUCAUGAAAAAUGAAUAUUGUUGUCAAUAUUCAGGUUCGAUUGGCAGUAAUUAUAAUCGACUAGAUGAUCAAGCAAAUCUAUUAGAAGCACGAUCGAGCAGGACGCAACCAAUAAACACCCAUCAAUUCCGA
Molecule: messenger RNA, 1008 nt
Organism: Sphaeroforma arctica JP610
Lineage: Eukaryota; Ichthyosporea; Ichthyophonida
Exons: 4
Coding region: 208-672 (154 amino acids)
Source: RefSeq, a predicted model, not a curated record